AUGCACCACCACGUGUAUCGUCGUGUCGAGUACGACAAGAACGGGCCGUACUCGUUUCCGCCGCGAAAGCCGGCGGCGUCGCUCGAGGAGAGCAUGGACCCGGCCGACUUCCCGGCCCGCGAGAUCUGCCACCACUUCCCCUGGAACGGACCCGAGGGCCGAAGUGCGGAGGACAUCGCCGCCCAACGGCGCGACGAGGCCAACGCCAACCAAGCCAAAGCUCGGAGAACCGGUGGCUGGAAAGGUUGA
Molecule: messenger RNA, 249 nt
Organism: Acanthamoeba castellanii str. Neff
Lineage: Eukaryota; Discosea; Longamoebia; Acanthamoebidae
Exons: 2
Coding region: 1-249 (82 amino acids)
Source: RefSeq, a predicted model, not a curated record